This is a messenger RNA of Hordeum vulgare subsp. vulgare (domesticated barley), 558 nucleotides long. RefSeq lists its product as uncharacterized. The record is from RefSeq and is a predicted model, not a curated record. The coding region runs from base 25 to 558 and encodes 177 amino acids. The transcript has 4 exons. Lineage: Eukaryota; Viridiplantae; Streptophyta; Magnoliopsida; Poales; Poaceae.
UGCGUGAGAGAUAGUGCCUUUUGGAUGACUCGCUGCAAUUUACUCUAUCUAUGGUUUGUGGAACCGUAUAAUCCUGACCGUGUCAUGAGACAGUUCGGUCUAUAUCAAGAUAUUCCACCACCGGUUCCAAGAUGUAUCGACGAAGAAACUCAUAAGAUGAGCAAUAUGGGCAGAUCUGGUGUGGACUGGAAUGCAGAAAACAUUGAAUGGAUAAAUCAGUGGAAUAAUGAAGCUCUACAAAAUAUAGUGCCUCAGCAACGAACGUACGAUGCAACUACGACAGAAGCGUACUAUAAUUGGUAUCGCAUGAGCACGCGUACUAGACUGACGAGUGAACCACCUACGAUGCCAACACAUCCAACGCAUAUGGAACAGUUGCAGAGACGGAUGGACACAUCAUCAGCUUACUAUCGUGACUCCGCGAUUGAUAUUUGCACCCAAGUACAAGCGAUGGCGAGUGAAGGAAUGCGAGCCGAGGGAAUUGAUCCUAAACGCAGGUCAUGGUUUAAAAAAAUUAGCGAAUUUGUGAGCACAAGGAUUACGAGAUGCGGUACAUAG